Pocillopora meandrina is the source of this 9720-nucleotide messenger RNA. The record is from the annotation of a GenBank genome assembly. Lineage: Eukaryota; Metazoa; Cnidaria; Anthozoa; Scleractinia; Pocilloporidae.
AUGGUUGUCUCUACAUCCAAGCUCUUUUUGCUCGCUUUAUUUUCGGUGGCUGGAACUGCCAACGGUAAGCUGAUCUUUAAUCUCUCGAAAUUGAGGUGUCAUUAGUAAUAUUGCUGUCAACAAUUUAUGUCACUUAAUUGAGCCAUGUCUGCAACGAAAAACGUAACAUGGAAUUAAACUGGGGAGGAGGGGUUCGAACCGCUUUUCGUGCAAAAUUUCUCUUCAAAACAUAAGUAAAUCAGUGCCUUCCUUUCGCGUGGUUUAAGCUUAUUUAAGCUUAAAAUGUAGGGAAGUUUUGAUUUAUUCUGUUCUUAGGGCGACGAGAGAGACCUGAUAGAACUUUAACUAAGGCGCAAAGUUUCUUUAUUUAUUCAUUCGAUAAUCUGUUUUAUAACUGCGCCCCAAUAGUGCCAAAAGUGGGCUAGUUGCGUAAACGAAGACCUAAGACCCCCUACGAAAACGAAGACCCAUUACGAAAACGAAGACUCCCCUACGAAAACGAAGACAAAUUACGAAAACGAAGACCCCACACGAAAACGACAAAGGACAAAGAUUAUGUUCAUGAGACACACUACGAAAACAAAGAUCCUUACGGAAAUCUUGAAUUCUGAAUUUGACACGUCUGUAAUUUAUUACGGAAUAUUUCAACAGUAGAGCCCCAUGGAGCCUUCAAUGGGACGACUUAAAAAAAAAUCUUGCAUUCUGAAUUUGGCGCGUCUGUAAUUUAUUAUAGGAGAAUAUAUCGAAUAAGUAUAUUCUAUCAACUAAAAUAGGAUAACUGUAUUGAUCUGAUUUUAAUUGCAUUUCCUUAGCUCUUUUUUUUUUUAACGUAAAGCAAAUGUAUUAAGCGAAUCAAAUAAUGUGAUGACAUUUUUACCAGCAGCAAAACACACAGGACAAAGCUUGCAUGAUAGGCUUAUUAUUUAAUGUUUCCGGAAACUCGUUUGAGUGACAUUUCAUGAGUAAUCCUGUUGAUAAUUAAGUACCUAUGAGAAGCUUUGAAGUGCCGUCUUCAAAUUUACGGUGCACGUGGUUUCUUCCACUUGGUGUGCGUGGCUCAAAUAACGGCCCAAAAGCUUCCCGUUUUUGUGUGAAGGCAGCUCACUGAUGGAUCAAUUUGCAAUGGAAUACUGCAGUUUAAGUGGGAGUAGCUUAAGGCUUUGAUUAAGGCAUUGAUCUGUAAUCUUUUAUCCGCAAGAAAAGUUUUAUUGGAAUCAAUCAGUCGAAUUCACCUUUUGGGCUUUAGAUUUGAUUUAAACAAACCCCGAAAGUUCGGACAAUGAGUCCAGCUCGCAGCACGUGUCCAAACUUCGGCUUUGGCAUGUUUUAUUAGGCAAACGACAGUACAUUCUUCCUCGCCGGAAGUUUAAUUACCGCCAGUCGAUGUUAUUGUUAUUAAUAAACUUAGAUCUUGUUGCUUCAUUAUACACCACCAUAUGCGUGUAAGGUCUCUUGUUGAACAAGUAACGUUUAUAUUGAAGUAAUAGCAAGGUUUUGUUAUAGUUGCCAAGAGCUUUUCCGGUCCCUAAACUUAUAAAUCGCAAGGAGGAGUAGCGUAACGCUUUGAUUAAGGUAUUGAUUUGUAACUUUUUACCCGCAAGAAAAGUAUUACUGAAAUCAAUCGGUCGAAUUGCCAUGUUUUAUUCAAACAACAGUGUAUUUUUCCUCGCCCGAAGUGUAAUUACCGCUAGUCGAUGUUAUUUUCAUUAAUAAACUUAUAUCUUGUUGCCUCAUUUUAUACCACGAUAUGCAUGUCAUGUCGCUUCUCUCGUUUUAGCUUUAAAGUAGUCCCAUUGAAGGCUCCAUGGGGUUCUACUGUUGAAAUAUGCCGUAAUAAAUUACAGACGUGUCAAAUUCAGAAUUCAAGAUUUCCGUAAGGACCUUCGUUUUCGUAGUGUGUCUCAUGAACAUAAUCUUUGUCCACAAAGGUAAUACCAACCUCUUUUGAACUUGUUUUAGAAAUGUGUCUUCGUUUUCGUGAUGGGUCUUCGUUUUCGUAGGGGGGUCUUCGUUUUCGUAAUGGUCUUCAUUUUCGUAGGGGGGGUCUUAGGUCAUCGUUUUCGGAGUCUUCGUUUUCGCAACUACCGAAAAAUGGUACUUUUACGCCAACAGCAUUUACCCAUGUCUUGAACAUGUUAGUGUCCAGUAUUAAAACUCGUUUUCAAAGACAUUUUCCUCCUCAUAAACUGCUGCAUAGAUGAGCAACAACCAGCCGAGAAAAUGCGAGAAAUUUAAAUCACUGUUAGGUCACGUUACCUUCAAUUAUAACCUCUUCGUCGUUUUCAAAUAUUUUCUUAAUGUCCGUGCCUGUUUAGAGAUGCUUUUUUAAUCACCUUGAACGCGCGCUUACUAACGAGUUUGAUUUCUACCUUUACAAUGAGAGUGUGAAGGUUUAAUUGUUUAAAACCUAAAGGCUCUGUUGAAACAAGUACAAGUCCCUUCCAGAGUGCGACGUGCGCGCGUGAACUUUGGUUGAGGAACGACAAGUGCAGAAUAGCUACUCGACUCAACAUAAUCUUUUUAUGUUGUAGGCGAAACAUAUUGAUCACAUGCAGGAGCUGAUUGAUUUACGUGAAUCUCAUUUGGCAAAGUACUUUUAAGAAUCAAGGUUUUGUGAUUUAGUCCUCGAUCAAGUAAUCGGGGUGGUUAUGUAACUUCCAAAUUAUUGACUGUCAUUUUACUUAAAAUUUUCAAAAAGGCUGGCUAAAAGACUUUUUUUUCGUAGCGGUUUUUUGUCUUACGAAAAUGAUUAACUUGUAACCACCAUGUCAAUCACUAUCGUACACAGAAAAACUUCGUACGGGAUUUGAACCCAUGACCUCUGCAAUACCGGUGAAGUGCUCUACCAACUGAGCUAACAAGCCAACUGGUCAUUAUGUUGAAUCCAAACAAAUAGACCUAUUUUGCGCGCUAAAAGACAAUUAGCUACUUAAAUGGAUUUCUGAAAGUAGUUUUCAAUAUUCUUUCUCACUGGAUCAAAGACAAGGUGAAUCUUACCCAUAGUAAUCUUUCUUAAUGUUUGGAAGGCAUCGCUUGAAAGUUUUCCAAGUUGCAUUCCAGAUCUGUCAUAGAACAAGCUCUUUACCGUUUACUUUGAAGAAUUGUCGAUUUACUUUUUCACGUUGAUCGUUUUAUGUGGAUAGCAUAAUGUUGCUGCUUUGGGGAGCUAAGGUUGAAAAGAAAGAAAUUCCCCUUGAAUUGCUUCAUACAUGAAUCCUUUAAGGAAGGAGCUAGUUUGGUGGCUUAAAUUCGAAGACAAUUAAAACGUUGAAGUUUGUCGACUCGCUUGACUUUAAGGUUGCUUAAUAAUAAUUGUAAUAAUAAUAAUAAUAAUAAUAAUAAUAAUGCAACAAUUUCUAAAGCGCCCUAUUCUAGAGCUCUAAGGUGCUUUACAGUAUAAUGUCAAAAGCAGUAACUUAGAAAAUAAAUCAGAAAAAUACUAGAGCAAAACAACAAAUGAAAAUAGCGCUUAAAAAGAUAGGUUUUAAAGGUUACCCUUAAAAGAUGUAAGAUUUAAACUAAAUUUUAUAUGUUCUGGAAGAUCAUUCCAAAGUUUAGGGGUACAGACCGAAAAGCCGCACCCACCAUAAAAUUAUAACCUCGAUCUAGGUGUCACUAACAAGUUCAUGGUUGAUGAUCGUAAAUUCCUAGAUGGCUUGUAAGUUUGCAACAAAUCACUAAUAUAGCCAGGACCUAAAUCAUUUAAAGAUUUAAAGGUCAACAGUAGGAUUUUAAAAGCAAUCCUCUACUCCACAGGAAGCCAGUGUAGUUCUCUCAGUAAAAGAGCAAUACGGUCAUAUUAAAAACCACAUAAGAUUAGACGCACCGCACAGUUCUGAACUAACUGAAGUCUAUAAAUCAAGUAUUUCGGGUCCAUAUGAAAGAGAGUUACAGUUGUCCAAUUUACAUAUUCACGAAGGCAUGCACUAACAUUUUGGUGCUCUCAGCUGACAACAACUUCCUGAUACGAGAAAUAUUACAAAUGUGAAAAAAGGCGGAUUUAAAAAUGGCAGCCACUUAAAGUUUCAUAAUCAAAUUAUUGUCAAAAAUAGCACCUAUGUUGCUGGCAGAGUGAGAGGGAGUUAUAACUGAACCAUCAACGGCUGUGAAAGAGACUGGAAUUGCAGCCAGAGUCCUUCACAUCCAUUCUUCCUGACAUCACAAACGAAGCCCGCGAAACUUGCAUAUACUUUCCUUUCCUUUCCUUCGUAGGUAUCACCUAAUGUUUCUCUGCUUCUUUUCCUCCUCAGCUAAGCUGAAAGUCGAGGUGACUCCAGUAAACAGCUAUGCGAUGGAGUAUUCCUCACUCAAAAUAACCUGCACUGCUUAUGAUGAGGCCAAUGUAGAGGUGCCAGAAAGCAUCCAAUUUAUUGAAUUAGAUGAAUACUCGAAUAGGAAGAUUUUUAACGAUAAGUACAGCAACCUCAACUUUACAACAACACGAGAAGGUAAGAAACCUCGAAAAAUUUGUAAACUAUGCUUAAACUGGGAGAAAUCUCAGUUUAUCAGGACAAUUCAACCAUAGGUUACUAAGAAGAACAGGGUUUUCUACUUCUCAGUUACCCUUGAAUUGGAAAUAUAAAUCAUAGACGUUUGGUAUUAUUUGGUCCUUACAUUUGCUUCAGGAAACUGAACAAGUUUAGUUUUUUAACUGUUCAAACUGCCACAGUUUUAUUAAAAAAAUGAUGCCUACCACAUUCUACCCCCACAUUCAUCUAUAAAUUAUAUAUAUAUAUAACUUAUUUUGAUGUUGAUUGUAAUAAAAGAAGGGCUCAUGAAAAGUUUCAUGUCUCAGCACCUUUUUCUUUAUUUGCAGACAAUGGUCGCAAGCUCAUAGUUACCAUGACAAUCUUCAACGUCACAGAACAGUACGAGUUAGGAAGAUAUAAAAGUUACCUAUGCCUCGCAUACGCAGUGAACAUUAGUAAACUCGCACAUUUUGCCUUCCAUAUUUAUGUAAUUCGAGGUAUGUUCUUUAAUAAACAGCUAGAUAAAGUGAUUUUCAAAUUUAAGUGAAAGAGGUACGUACUUGUAACUGUUUCUAUAACCCCCGGCCAAAAUAGCACCUGAUAAAGAUAUUUGACUACGCAUGCAGGACAUUUACUCAAGCAACAAAUUGAUGCGUCACCGAGGAUAAAUCGCACUUACCUCUCUACCUCGAGCUUUAAGUAAUUUCCUUGCAAGUUAAUUUUUCGUCAGUUACCAUCAGCUGACUUGAUGUCUAUGUUAUCUCCGAUUAUUUUCCGUUUCGAUAGAAAGGACAAGUUAGCGAGGUUCUGCUGUAAAUAAUUCCGUAUGCAUUUAGCGAUCAGUUAUAAUAACUUCACCCACUGUAUGUAGUGGUGACUGGGCUUAGAUAUAAUUAGUUAUAAUAACUUCACCCACUUUAUGAAGUGAUGAGUGGGCUUAGAUAUAAUUAGCUAUAAUAACUUCACCCUCUGUAUAGUGGUGAGUGAGUUUAGAAAUAAUGAGUUAUAAUAACUUCACCCUCUGUAUAGUGGUGAGUGAGCUUAGAAAUAAUGAGCUAUAAUAACUUCACUCUAUGUAGUGGUGAGUGAACUUAGAAAUUAAAGAGAGCUGUUGCUCGUUAUCACGAUAAUCAGAGAAAUUAAUCAUACUCCAUGUAAAGGUUAUAAAUAUGACGCCGGUUGUAUUGGUAUUAGAACAAUUUCCAUCAAGUCAAAAGUGAUCCUAUAUUUUUUUGCUUCACUAUGCUUUGCGAUUGGUCUAUAAAAUUCAUGCCACCCUUGCAGCCAAUCAGAUGCAAAACCUAAAACCACUCACGACUUAGCCACCUGCGUGUUCCCGCGCCGCAAACAGCUCGCUUGUUUAAACAUAAAGCGCUCAUUGGCUCAUUGUGAUAUCGUUCUUCGGCGGCUGAUUGGCCGUUGAGAUUUUCUUUAAACAGUACUCAGGCAGUAAGAGCUCCAUUGUUCGUUUUCUUUCAGAAAGUGACAUACCCAAAGUGACUGUCUCUAAAUUGACAGUGGAUCAUUCCGUUUCCGCGACGAUUUUUUGCAACAUAACAUUUAGGGGAAGCCAAACCACAACACUGAAAAGCUUGUGGUUGUCCAAAGACAGCAAAAACCUGACUGAUACUUUAGUAGAGGACGGUAUUUCAGAAUCCACUUCGAUGGUUCUCGAAGAUAUUAGCAUAAAAGAUGGAGGGAUGUAUUCUUGCAACCUGAAAGUCCUCCUUAAAGGCAAGGUGCCUCACGAAGUGAAAGAAACCACCUCGCUCACAAAUAAGUGCUUCGUUAGCUACUAUGUUACGUACGGAUUUAUUUCAUCAUCAUCCUUCACCGGGCAAUACUUUCAUUUACAUCCUUCUAUUGUGCAGUGGCUUCAUUUGCCUGAAUCCCCAUACCCCCCGAAAAACGGCAACCUAAGUUAAAUUAGCUCCAAGGAAAGAGCUUUUUCAACUUCCUUGUUGUUCUUGUUAUUAUUAUUUUCAUAAUUACUAUUAUUAUUAUUAUUAUUAUUAUUAUUGUUAUUAUCACUAUCAUCAGUGAUAUAAUUGUUAUCCCUAGUUAUUGUAUUUAGUUGUAAUAUCGUUGGUGUCAGUGGCAGUAGUUAGUAUUAUCGGUAUUGCCAGUAGCAUUAUCAUUUUCAUCAGCAUUAUUAUUAUCAUUAUUGUUGUUUUUAUGAUCAUUAUGAUCAUUGUUCCAGUUAAACCGUGGUUUGAAAGUAAAGAUGGAAAAACUGUCGCGAAGAAGUUGGGAGACGACUUAACUUUAGAGUGCGGUGCCAGAGGAUACCCUCUGAAGGUGGAAUGGAAGUUUAAGAGUGAGACAGACGAAACAGUUAAGACUUGUAUAGGUAAGUUUGAAUUGGACAUAAUUCGAAAAAACUUUUAUUGUUUGUCAGUCAGUGGUUUGGUUCCUUCUCUGCAUUCAAUCAGUCGGUGGGCGGGUCAUAUUAUUUGCUCAGCUGUCUAUCAACCAUUCUGUCAGUCACCCUGCCAGACAGUCAUUCAGUUCAGUCAGUCAGUCAGUCAGCCAGUCAGUUAGUAAGUCAGUCAGUCAGUCAGUUAGGUAGUAAGUCAGUCAGUCAGUCGGUUAGUCAGCCAGUCCGCCUUUACGUCACUCUAUCAUUCCCUCUGUCAGCAAGGCAGCAUUUUGUCCGUCAUCCAGUUUGGUUACUUAGUUAGUCAUUUAGUUAUUCGGUCGGUUAGUCAUUCAGUCCGUAAGAUCAUUCAUCAGUCUUAGUUUACUAAGUCCGUCAGGUAGAUCAACUGUUAUGCUGAUGCUCAGCCAGCCAGUCAGUCAACUUGUUAUAUAGCUACCAUCCGUUAUCAAUCAGCCAAAAGACGGUAAGUGUAUCGAUGCUAUUUGCAACCGGUUAAGUGCACUAUUCUCAAAUCUUUAUAAAUGUUUAUAUUUUAGAUUCUUCAAUGGAUGAGCGUUACAAGGUAAGCCAGAAGGGACCUUACGAUCCCUAUUCCUUGACCAUCACAAGCUUGAGCAAAGCUGACCUUGGAGUUUAUUACUGCUGUCUGUCAUCAGGCUGCUCUAAGAACAUUAACGAGGAGCAGUGUCAAAGCUUUGACAUCGAUCAAAAAAGUAAGUAUCUUUAGUGAGAUCAAGGUUUGGGCUAGUGCAUAGGUACAUUUCGAAGAAAAAUGUCUAAAACACCUUCGAAGUACAUAAUUUUCUUGCAAAACAAUCCUUAUUAUUACCUAAAGGAGAUUUUCGUAUCAAUGGAAGAGAAUUGUACAUGCAUAGAGUAAUCUAUCACUGCUCUUAUGAAGAGAACUCAAGAAACAUAUCAUCUCGUUGCCUCGAAUCCAGCUUGAGACGGUGAGCAUCUUUGUAGUUUUGUAAUUGAACCAAUUGCGUCUAAAAAAAACUGGAUUUUAGGCUGCUUCACGAAUAUGUUUGUUCAGUAGGUAAAGAAUCGGUCUGCUAAUAGCUUUCAACGACAAUCCUUAGUUUCCUGUCUGCUCGAGGCUUAACCUUUUAACUCCCAUGAGUGACUAAGACAUAAUUUCUCCUUACAAUAUCAAUACAAUAUCAAGCAGAUAAGUGAUGAGAAUAAAGAAAAGUAUCAAUUUGGGGAUAAUCAGUUAAUCCAAUACUAAAUUCGCUGAACUAACACAAUAAGAAUUGUAUGGUUGACAGUAAAGAGAAUUACAAAUUUGAUCUGGGAGGUAAAGGGUUAACGAGAGCAGAUCGCUGAAAGACCUCUCAAAUAUCAUUGAAAUUACGCUUGUAAAAAUUUUAACAUAACAGAGAAAAUCUGUCAACCGUCAUUGAAUCUCAUUUUAUAUAUUUUAACAUUUUUAAAUUUUCACUCUUUUAUUCCAAAGGAGAACAAACUGCCGGAACAAUGUCUGUGGUUGCCCAUAACGUGUUCCUCAGUGAUAUUUAUUUUUAGAUUUAGCCAUCUAUUGCCUGUUUUCCAAUUCUUUUUUCUUUAUGUGAUUUUUCCCUCGAUAGAAUGCCCCUCUCUGGCUGCUGGCAUAGAGAAUGGUUAUAAACACGGCCGUGGGUCCGUGGAAGGCUCCUUGGUCUGGUUUAGCUGUGCUAAUGGUUAUUCUCUUGAAGGAAACAAAUACCUCUAUUGUGAUGAAAAUGGUCAAUGGAAUGGUACAACACCUUCUUGUCUAAAAGGUAAAUUAAGUAUGUUUUUUUUCAGAUUCAAAUUUGACGACGACAUGCUCAAAAGAUAAACCAUGACUUUUAAGAAUAACUGUUAAGGCAGCCGAUAUCACUUCUCUAUUACUGUUAAAAUUACUUACCUGCACAUGAGUUAAUACGCUUACCGAAGAACAUUAAUAUGUCAGAAAGCUGUACGCUAACACAGCUACACAUUCUUUUUCAAAGAUUGUCCUCAAAUGAACCGCACUCUAGAAAACGGGCACAUUGAUGGUAAUGGAUCCACAUCAGGUGCAGUGUAUAGCUUUCUUUGCGAUGAAGGGUACAGCAUAGAUGGAGAAACCUCGCUGCGCUAUGAAAAGGGACUAUGGAAUGGUAGCAGUGUACUGCUUAGUUACCUUUUGUAACAGCCGACCUGUUAUGCAUUAAUGCUUUGUUAUAAUCGCCACCUAAUCGAGUUGUGUCUCACAAAAAUAUAGCAAUUAGUAGAAGCAGCUGUAGUAACAGAGGAAAUAGUGGCAUUAACAGUUAACAGUUCUUUUGGUAUCGGUAGUGAUGGAUGUUUUGCCGGUUGUGAAAGAGGUAAUGCUCUUGUUAGUACGAGGAUAGUUAGCGAUAUUAAAGUUCUCUGUGUUCGUGGUACAGGUGUGGUGGUGAUAAUUAUUGCUUGACUGCGGUAGCAGCGGUGAUAUUGGCAACCAUGGCGAUUGUGUAGUUUUGAUAGUUUUGAUGCCAAUUGAGAUCAUUUUAAUGCGAGUGGUGGGUGUUGUGUCAUCUUGUUGCGAGUGCGUGAACUAAUAGCAGUGGCGACAAUGGUUCAAGCGUAAAUAAAAAUACCUCUGAAAGUCUUUCAUGUGUACUUCCCCCUCACUGAACAACUUUCAAUCUACCCCAGCUCGUACAGAUAAAGAGGAAAGGGAUACAAACGGCUGGUACCUUUACGUCCUAAUUGGUGCUGCAAUCCUGAUUCUGAUAAUCGCUAUUGGCCUGUUGGUAAUUUGUUGUCUACGGAUGUCAGGUAAAAAAGAUACAGCAACCGCGAAGGGUGAUGGAGAGGCAGAACUGGAAGCUAUUAUUAAACCUUAAGUACCUGUGGAUAAUAAAGACGAAUGUAACACUGCGG